AUUUUCUAGCUUUACAAUAUGUUGUGUGUACCCAUGCUUAUGUUGCCUUUCAUCUACUGUAUUUUACUGUUUUCUCCCAUGGAUGACUCAAAUGAGGAGGAUGCAGAAGAUUAUUACAUCUCUUGAACACAUCAUACAUUUGAUUAAGUGCUACUGGGAUCUCUGACUGAAGUGGUUUCUUAGUUCAGUCCAUUUACUUAUAAAUUUGCUUUAGGCCACAGCACAAAAUGUUCAAUUUCUUGUACGUGUUCCUGAUGUUGACAGAUACUUUCAGAUUUUGGACUGUUAGUUUCCUCUACCAUUGCUCUAUCAGGGAAUGCAAACCACAGUUUGACAUGGUUUUAGGUAUGCAUUACCCUGACUGAAGAGAUCUGCACAUAUGAAUAUUGCAUGACCAUGCAUCAUCAAAUGAAAGCCUUCUAGCUUCUCUCUUGCAUAGGACUUGUGGAGAGGAUGAAAGGUUAUCUCGGGAUAGACUUUUAGAAAACAAGAAGCAUUCACACAGCAACUGUUAUUGUUUUGACAGAAUGCUUCAAAUUGACACACCAGACCAGAUGUUACUGCACAAAAAGAGGGCUGGUUGCAUGUUCAAUUUAGCUGCGCAGUGUUGAUCAGAUGUGGGCCAUAAAUGAUUGCUAUAGACUCUAACUGGCUGAUGGCCAAAGCGAAAAGACUGUAGAGUGAAAUUAAUGUACCAUUCCCUCCUUGCUGUGGCUGUCAAAUGGCCGGAAGGGGCUAAGGUUAAAGCAUUCACUGUGCAGUUUGGCAUGGUUAUUGCAAUAGCUUUUCUAGGGGGACCGACACCGACUGCAUUCACCACCAGCACACACCCCUCAGCACCGGUGAUGCAUCCCCGCGGCAAGGGCACGGACAACUCGUCGUUAGAGUCGUCUCGACUUUAGAAUGGUGAAGAAAUCUCUCAACGGCGGGGUUUAUCCAACUCAAGCCGGAGAGAAGAAGCACAAAGUCGGGUUUGUCGGGUUGGAACCCGGGGCUCCUGAAUCCAGCAGGGAUGGGGCGCUGCUCAUUGCGGGUUCGGAAAGCACCAAGCGGAGCAGCAUCCUCUGCAGACCAAGGUCCAGCAUCUCCGCCGGGAGACCCAGACCGUCGAAGAAAAAUGCCAGCUAUCGGAAACUACAGAAUUUCCUAUAUAAUGCGCUGGAGAGACCUCGGGGAUGGGCAUUUAUCUACCACGCUUAUGUCUUCCUCUUGGUCUUCUCCUGUCUCAUACUUUCAGUCUUUGCCACCAUCAAAGAGUUCAAAAAUAGCUCAGAGAGUGCCUUGUACAUCCUGGAAAUUGUGACCAUCGUGGUGUUUGGAGUGGAGUACAUUGUAAGGAUAUGGGCUGCUGGCUGCUGCUGUCGAUACAGAGGAUGGAGAGGGAGGCUAAAAUUUGCCAGAAAGCCUUUCUGUGUCAUAGACAUGAUGGUGCUGAUUGCCUCAGUAUCUGUACUGGCAGCUGGAUCUCAGGGCAAUGUUUUUGCCACUUCGGCCAUCAGGAGUCUGAGAUUCUUACAGAUCCUGCGCAUGCUGCGAAUGGACCGCCGUGGAGGCACCUGGAAGUUGCUUGGAUCUGUAGUUUAUGCCCACAGCAAGGAGCUCAUCACAGCUUGGUACAUAGGCUUUCUGUGUCUCAUCCUGGCUUCAUUCCUGGUCUACUCAGUGGAAAAGGAGUCAAAUGAUGAGUUUGAGACCUAUGCUGAUGCUCUUUGGUGGGGACUGAUCACCCUCACCACCAUUGGUUAUGGUGAUAAGGUUCCCAAGACCUGGAACGGACGCUUGCUGGCAGCCACCUUCAGCAUGAUAGGGGUGGCCUUCUUUGCACUUCCUGCUGGGAUUCUGGGUUCUGGCUUUGCCCUCAAAGUACAAGAGCAACACAGACAGAAACAUUUUGAGAAGAGACGUAACCCUGCAGCAGGCCUCAUCCAGGCUGCUUGGAGGUUUUAUGCCACCAACCUUUCCCGUACAGAUCUGCUGUGCACUUGGGAUUUUUACGAGCAAACUGUAGCCAUUCCUAUGUACAGACUUAUUCCACCUCUGAACCAGUUGGACCUGCUGAGGAAUCUGAAGGGCAAGUCAUUCAGGAAGGAAUCUCAAACAGAAACUUCUCCCAGUAAUGAAAAUGCACACAAAGACAGACUUUGUGGCUGCUGUCCGAGAACUAUUAGUCGAAAGGCAAGCCUGAAGGACAAAGUGUUUCCCAGUCCUUCCAAAGCUCCCGUGGCCAAGGGGAAGGCCCAGUCUCCAGGGGCAGAGGACGGGGCUGAGGCGAGUCCCAGCAAGGUCGCCAAGAGCUGGAACUACACUGAGAAGAACCGUGGGCCAAAGCACGCCUUCAGAGUCCGAGGCAGCAGCUCACGCCAAAACUCAGAGGAGGCGAGCCUCCCAGGAGAGGAAAUUGGUGAUGAUAAGAGCUGCCAUUGUGAGUUUCUCACUCAAGAAUUACCACCAGGCUUGAGGGUUACAAUUAGAGCAAUCUGCAUCAUGAAGUUUCUGGUGUCAAAGAGGCGGUUCAAAGAGAGCUUGCGGCCUUAUGAUGUGAUGGAUGUGAUCGAGCAGUACUCUGCAGGUCACUUGGACAUGCUGUCUCGCAUUAAGAACCUGCAGUCCAGGAUAGAUAUGAUUGUGGGGCCCCCUCCCCCAUCAACACCUCGACAUAAGAAGUCCACUGAAGGUCCUAGAGUUGACCAGAUAGUUGGUAAAGGUCCUAAAGCGGAAGGAGAGGCUGCAGAGGAUCAGAGCAUGAUGGGACGUCUGGUCAAAGUGGAAAAGCAGGUGGUCUGUAUGGACAGGAAACUUGAUUUCCUGGUCAAUGUGUAUGUGCAGCGUAUGGGCAUUCCUCGUUCGGAAACAGAGGCCUUUUUCAACUCCAAAGAGCCGUAUCCAGCCCCGCCUUACCACAGCCCGGAGGAAAGCAAGGAGGAGAAGGAGGAUAAAGAGGAGGUGAAGGUGGAAAAGGAGGUGAAGACAUGCUCAGCUGCAGAUGUCGCGUGCUCUGAUGGGUCUUUAGAAAAGAAAGAUCCUUUACUGGGUUGGUCUGUGGCGAGAUCGGUGGGUACUCCCUCUGGCAGCCACAGCCGCCCCUCUACAUCAUGGCAGCACCAGCUGCAGCACCCUCUCCGCCAGCCUGCAUGGAAUAGCAGUGUGGCCAACACCCCUUCACCAGUCGGUGGCAGCGGUGAUCAUUCGCCCACCCUGUUCCGCCUUCCGCCUCCACCUGCUCCAGUUCACGACCGAUCCUCUUCUGGUCUGGGUGGCAGCAGCAGAGAGAGUGGCUCCCAGAGCAGGAGGCGCCACAGGAGGCAGAGGUGUCAGCAAGAUGCCACCGCCGUGGACAGCGACACAUCUCUAUCCAUCCCGUCUGUUGAUCACGAGGAGUUGGAGCGCUCUUUCAGUGGCUUCAGCAUCUCCCAGGCAAAGGAGGACUUCUUUGGGCCUUCUUUCUUUACAGGCUCAGGAGGGGGAGCUGGAGCAGGGACUGAUGCCGCAGCUGGACCUUCACUCUGUGCCAGGGUCAUACCCUUCAUAGCAGAGGGAGAAUCAGACACAGACUCUGACCUCUAUGCUCCCUCACCUCUGUCCUUCACCGGAGAAGUCUCAUGUGGAGAAAGGGCAUGGUCAGGGCUUAAGUAGGUCACAAAGGACUGCUCUUCCUGGCACACUGGUACAAGAGAUUGGUGCUUCAAUUGCCAACAGGAGACCUAUUAUGAGACCUUGUAGCCAACUGACUGUUGUUGCUGACGAUGCUAUUACAGACUAUUUUAGGUUAAGUGAAUGGUUACUAUUAGCUGCUUAUUAGUGAAGAUGGUAAAAAUAUGUCCAUAUAAAAAUUUAUCACCAUUUUUCUUUGUGAUGUAACACCCGCUGCGUUGUAUCCAUCAAAUAGUUGUUUAGGGACAUUUCUUUAACUUACUUGGGAAGAUUUUGUUGUAUUUAUUAGUGAUGAAAGGUACAUGAGAUUAUAGAUGUGUGAGAGUAUGAUUUAUGACACUUAAUUUUGCACCAUUUUUAAUCUGACCUUAAAAUUGACCUUGAUUUGUAUGAAACAUGUAAAAGAAAAUCACCUUGAUUUCUUUUAUGAACAGUGAGUGCAUUUCAGCUCUUUUCUGUUACACUGACCACUUUAACUUUGAAAUCAUAGCGGUUAGUUAGUAAUGCAAGAUUGUUAAAGUCUUAUCACAUGGUUAGCAUAGUGUCUUGAUAACUUCUAUACCUUUGAAUGACUUGAGGUGUUAUGAUGCCAAAACCUUCGCUAUGAUAAUCAAUUAGAUUCUUGCAGAGUAAAACUUGUGCUUGCUUUUCAGCAUCAUACAGAAUAACUUCCCUCAAAAUAGUGCAGAUAAUUCCCCAUUAUUAAACCAGUGAAUUUGCUGCAUGGCAUGGUAAAUGGUUGAUUUAAGGACUGUGAUAAACAGGCUUCAACAGCAGUCAACAGGGGCAAAAAAUGCCAUGAAUGUUUUUCUUCUAUACAGACAAACAGAGCGGUGAAUAAAACAUGAAAAUGUUUGCAUGGAUGGUUUCAAGCUACUAUGUCUAUUUUUUUAUGGGACUGCUUGAAUUCCAAUCAUGUAAAUGCAGCACAAACUUUCAAUGGAUCUUCUUUUCUGGGCAAAUAUGUUCAUAAAUUAUGUACAAACUCUUUAAAUACAGAGGCAGAGGUUUAAUGCCACAUAUGUAAACAAUAUGGGCUCAAAUGGACAUUAGCUCAUACAUUUUGUAUUGUUAUCACACAACAUGCAGUGUUGAAGUAAAUCAUAUGGGACACUUAGACAUGGCGGUAUUCAGCCUGCAAUACAUAGGUCUGUCAUUUAGAUUCUCUACUGCUGUUCAGUUGUGUACUGAAUGAGGAAAUGCAAUAAAAAGCAAACAGGGCAAUCAAGAACCAUCCUUUACCAACAUUAACAUGGCCUUAUUUUUCACACCAAAAUCCAUUGUUUUGUAAGUAAACAAAUUAACAAUUUAAUUCUAAACAUUUCAUAAAAGUAGUGUAAGUACACUUUCAAGAGUUAAAUAGAAGGUUCAAUAGAACAUUUGUCCUGGGUUACAAAUUCUGCCAUUGAAAAUGCUAAUAGCAUGGCAUUUAUACGGGCGUCUGAAGCAUGAACACUUGUUGUUAUAACUAACCCAAGUCAUAGCAAAUAAAAGAUUUUAACAUUGACACUGAAACGUGGACAUGAUGACAGAGGAAAUAUAAUCAGCAAAGACUGUUCUCACAAGAUACAAGACACAAUCCAUAUAUUUCAGAAAAGAAGAAACAAAACUGCUGGCAUGUUUUAUACCAGUUGUUCUCAACCUGGAGGUCGUGAUCCCCAAGGGGAAUAAUUUCUGGGUGUCACCAGAUGGUUGUGGAGAAAGAAAUCAAUUAACACAUUUUAAAUAAAAUAACAUAUUUGAGACUCUGGGAUGGUUUUUACCAUUAAGUUACCUGUACCAGUGAUAUAAUUUGCCUUAGAAUAGACUUUAUUGUGUGUGUUUGAGAGAGUCAAAAUAUUUCUGACUGGACAGUCUGAUUGGAUCACAAUCACCAACCUAACUAUUCUUUUUUGUGACUCCAAAAGGUUGAGAACCACUGUUUUAUACAACCCAAAGAAAGGACCUGUAGGGUUUUACAUGAUACAGUAGCUCUUAGUUCAACUCUUAGUUCAUCAUGUAACUGCACCUUCUCCUUCUUCAAUAAUAAAACUUUGUACAUCACUGAAAAUCAUCUCCUGUUUUUAAAGCAAUACUUUGAUGUGUUCAGUGUUGAAGUGUAUCAGCCAUAUGGUGUAAUAGUGGCCAUGUAACACCAGAUGGCAGUCAAGAGCUUUAGUUGAGUGGGUCCUUGUUAGAUAGAUAGAUAGA
This is a messenger RNA of Micropterus salmoides (largemouth bass), 5841 nucleotides long. RefSeq names its product potassium voltage-gated channel subfamily KQT member 2-like. Gene Ontology annotation, biological process: transmembrane transport; potassium ion transport. The coding region runs from base 904 to 3633 and encodes 909 amino acids. NCBI's taxonomy places the organism in Eukaryota, Metazoa, Chordata, Actinopteri, Centrarchiformes, Centrarchidae. The record is from RefSeq and is a predicted model, not a curated record. Gene Ontology annotation, molecular function: voltage-gated potassium channel activity. Gene Ontology annotation, cellular component: membrane. The transcript has 17 exons.